Suncus etruscus (white-toothed pygmy shrew) is the source of this 2250-nucleotide messenger RNA. It is a transcript of the gene TSNAX, whose product is annotated as translin associated factor X. The coding region runs from base 206 to 1075 and encodes 289 amino acids. The record is from RefSeq and is a predicted model, not a curated record. The transcript is spliced from 6 exons. Gene Ontology annotation, cellular component: cytoplasm; nucleus. Lineage: Eukaryota; Metazoa; Chordata; Mammalia; Eulipotyphla; Soricidae. Gene Ontology annotation, molecular function: sequence-specific DNA binding; RNA endonuclease activity; RNA binding.
GAGCUCUGCGUGAGGCUGGAGGAUCCUCGCUGCGGGCUCCCACUUCCGGUCAGUACGUCGACGUCGCUCGGCUGCAAAAGGGAAAAAAAAAAAAAAAAAAAAAAAAAAAAAAGCUGCUCAGCAGGAUUUGUCUCCGGCGAUCGUCUGACGCACUUCGCUCGCUCCGAGGGGUUUUUCAAUCCGCUGUCAUCUCAGCUGUGACGCCAUGAGCAACAAAGAAGGAUCAGGAGGGUUCAGGAAGAGGAAACAUGACAAUUUCCCAUAUAACCAUAGGAGAGAAGGGAAGGAUGUGAAUUCGUCUUCACCCGUGAUGCUGGCCUUCAAAUCUUUUCAGCAGGAACUUGAUGCAAGACAUGAUAAAUAUGAAAGACUUGUGAAACUAAGUCGAGAUAUAACUGUUGAAAGUAAAAGGACAAUAUUUCUCCUUCAUAGGAUUACAAGUGAGCCUAAUAUGGAAGAAAUACUAACUGAAUCAGAAAUGAAAUUGGAUGGUGUCAGACAGAAGAUAUUGCAGGUAGCUCAGGAGCUUGCAGGAGAAGACAUGCAUCAGUUUCAUAGAGCCAUUACUACAGGACUACAGGAAUAUGUGGAGGCUGUCUCUUUUCAGCACUUCAUCAAAACACGAUCGUUAAUUAAUAUGGAUGAAAUUAAUAAACAAUUAAUAUUUACAACAGAAGACAAUGGGAAAGAAAAUAAGAAUGCUUCUGAUGCACAGGAUAAGCCAAAGGAUACGUGGAGACUGAAAAUCACACCUGUUGAUUACCUUCUGGGAGUGGCUGAUUUGACUGGAGAAUUGAUGCGGAUGUGCAUUAACAGUGUGGGAAAUGGGGACAUUGACACCCCCUUUGAAGUGAGCCAGUUUUUACGUCAGGUAUAUGAUGGAUUUUCAUUUAUUGGCAACACUGGACCUUAUGAGGUUUCUAAGAAGCUGUAUACCUUGAAACAAAGUUUGGCAAAAGUAGAGAAUGCCUGUUAUGCCUUAAAAGUCAGAGGUUCAGAAAUUCCAAAACACAUGCUGGUAGAUGUGUUUUCAGUUAAAUCCGAAAUUAUCGAUCAAGAAGAGGGUAUUUCUUAAGAUAUGAUCAUUUAUCUAUUAUCGUGAAUGCUAAGAGACCAGUUUGUAAGACUGUUAAAAUUUAGAGAUUUUUUUUAACUUUAUCAGUUUUUGUAUUACAUUGUUUUGGUUCUUUUAAGUUGUAUAAAAACUGUAUAUAAAAUUGUCAAAAUGAGUCAUUUCUAUUUUACUCAUGAAAGUCUGCAUACAAGUGUUUGCACAUAUACCUGUUUGAAAUUCAGCCAGUUAACUUUUAUCAUUGUUAGUGAUGUGGACAUGUUUUGGUGUGCAAUUUUUUUCACACUUACUUUAAUUUACUUUGUAUCAGUUUUGGAGUGCUAAUAUUUAGUAGAAGUCAUUUAUAGUUUAAAUGGUGAUUUUUUUAUAUAAAGAAAAUAUUUCAUAUAUAUCUGAGUCCAUUUGAAUUUCAUAGUCAUAUGGUGCCAGGCUGCCAAAAUUAGUUUAUUCCAUGGAGUAAGAAUAAAAAUUGAGUAGUGAAUAUUUUUUUUCAUUAGGUAUUGAAGAGUUCAUGUAGUCUUGCUAAUCAUGGGCCAUUUGAGUCCAAAAGCCCAUUUCAGAAAAAUUGCCAGAUAUUCAGAUGUUGAUCUUUACAUUUAAUUUUUGUCCAUUAUCACAGGAAAUUUGAUAAAGAAUAUUAUCAGUGAAAUAGUUUCAUUGAUGUUUGAGUUGAAUCCUUAUACAUACAACAGAAGUCUGUUGUCUUGGUUAACCUUUUUUUUGCUAUUAUAUCAUUAGGUAUGUUUGAAGACCUUCCCAUUUUAGCAGCUAUAGAAAAUUAGAUUUAAAUAUAAUGAAGUUUUGAAAUUUCUGAACUGCUUAGUAAAUCAAACUUUAUCCAGUUGUCCAGUUGUGUUAAAUUAUAGUAUAAACAGUUGCCAAAGAAAAUUUAUUGUGUAUAAUUCAGCAAUAAGACAGUUGUCAGCACAGUAGGGAAAUGAGUAGUAUAUAAUAAUAUUUAGAAUUGGAAAAUAUUUACUGAAAUUAGUUCUAAAUUAUUCUCAAUGGUGUUAAAUUACCUUAAGUAUGACACUGUUGGCUGACAACUAGAUAUUUCCAUUUGUUUUGUGAGUUUAGAAAAUCUAAAUACUGGAUUUUAUUUUUGGAAAUACUAACAGCUGUUUGCAAUAGCUGACUCUUUGAAAGUGUAAUUUUGAAAAAUACCAAAAAUAAAUAAA